CUGAACUUUUAUGGGUAAGGUUUUGUUUUUGUUUUUUUUCCAGUCUCCUUUUAUUAUUCCUCUUUGGUUCAGAGUUAACUAAGUAUAUCUUGAUAUAAUGUGUCAUGGUUUCCUGUGUAAUAGCCCUCCCUAACUGUUCUGGAACAUUCACUUCAUAGACCAGGCUGGCCUCGAACUCACAGAUAUCCCCCUGCCUUUGCUUCCAGAGUGCUGGGAUUAAAGACAUGCGCCCCCACUUCCCAGCUGAGGUUUUAGGGUUUUGGUUAUGUUUUAAGAAGACCUUUUCUGUAUAACACUUCUGGCACAACUGGCAUAUGGCAAAAUAAUCCUUGUCACUGGACUGCAGUUGGUAGGUUUGUGUCCAGCAGGGAUUUCCGGCAGCGUGAAGCUCCACACGGCAUCCAGCUCCAUUCUGGCCUCUAUUGUCCUCUUCAGGAGAGGGAGACAGUGAAAAAGCUCUGCCCUUGUUCUCCAGAAGAGCGAGGUCAGGUUGGGGGAGCUAGAGACCUAGCUAGAGACCAGUGUGGAACCGAGAGACGACGCACACAUGAGGUGACUUUGUGAUUAGAAGUUCAGAGGUGAGGGAUUAGUUAAUGAAGUUGGGAAGUAUAUUCCAGGCUUACAGAAAAUAUUACAAAAUGCCAAAUUAUGAAAAAUAAGUUGUUGUAGAAAAUGAUGUACCCAGGGACACCUAGGACACAAAGCUUGUGUGGAACGUUUGAAUUUUUGCUCCAAUACUCAGGCUAGCAAAGAACUUCAUUGUCUUCCUGCCCCGCCACAGUGCUGGGAUUUCAGGCUUACACUACAAGCUCAGCUCAGAGUAGGAUUUUUGAUAAGGGAGGUGGGAAAGCACAGUAGGUAGCCCUGUGACAGCAGAUAGAUGGCCAUCACUGAAACUGAUCACUGGUCAGUGACGGCAGUCCAAGGAGCGCCUGGUAAGGUCACAGGGAUGAGAGGGGCCGGAAGUGGUUUCUAAGGCCUGUUACAGGAGUGCACAACGCUUAGGAGUUUGACUGGGAUGAUGUUUAAAGAAGUAAAGUGCCCAACGAUGACACCGUCUCGUGGGUGAAGACAGCAGAAGAACAGCAGCUGGAGACGGUGUGAGCUGGUGGCUGGGGUCACCUGGCGGAGCCAUGUGCAGGGUUUGAGAAUUUGAUUGAUAAAGUGACUUUUGAAAAACUAAAAGGACUUGUUUUGAGAAGAAGUUGGGAAGUAUAUUCCGGGACUAUAGAAAAUAUUACAAAAUGCCAAAUUAUGAAAAAUAAGUUAUUGUGGAAGACGUUGUACCUUGGGGAUAUAUAAGACAUAAAGUUUACCUUUAUAUCUCCACACAGCCCUGGCUGUCCUGGAAUUCACAAGAUGCACCUGCCUCUGCCUCCUGAGUGCUAGAUUAAAGGAGUAAACCACACUUGGCUCUAAAAUGACUUGUUUAUGCCUAAAAAUGAGAAUCUGAAAUCUGGCAUUCUUGAAUUUCUUGAACUAUUGGAGGAUCUUACAGCUAGGCUGUAUCCUGUACAAGAGUGCAGCAGAGCUGGGAAAGUGCGGUGGCAUCCUUUAGAUGGGAAAUAAGAUCAAGAUUGCAAAAUGUCCUUUAAGAAUAAAACAGACUGGACACAUUCUAAGAUCAACACAGAAUUCUUACACUGGGAGUGAAAACGUUUUUCAAAAGAAGAUAAUCAGUUCAGAAACUUCACAGGCAAGAUCUGAGAAAAGCAGAUUGCCGUUUUCACCGUCUCAGGGUUCAUGUCAGCAGCAUGCAGAAAAAGACUGUCUUCAUUUCCCGAAAGAGUCUUCACCUGCAGCCUCCACCGUCCAGAAGAUUAUAAACACCGCAGAUAAAUGCCGAGUGGCUCAACAGAAGCCUUGCAAAACACAUGUCAGCGAAAACAUGAACAGCAGCAUGGUGUGUCUAACCCAAGACCAACUACAGCAGAUUUUGAUGAGUGUGAGCCAAGGAAGUGGAUCUGUGUCCCUAGCUGAAAAUGGGAAGGAGGAGAAAGCAAGCCAAGACAGUUUCCAGUUGAUCAGUGUCCCUAGCCAGCCGAAGGGUGUGAAUGCCACAGGGUCACUGCAGAAGACGGAGGCCGUCUCACCUGUCUCAGAUGAAGGGAAGUGUGUCCUCGGUAGAGCUCAAGAGGCCCUUCAGCAGUGUGAGCAGAAAAUGGCCAUAGAGAAUGAGUGGAAGCCAGCUGACAUAUUCAGUACUCUGGGGGAACGGGAGCGCGAUAGAAGUUUGUUGGAAGCCAGAAGAGUGCAGUGGAAGAAAGAGCUUGAUGAACAGGUUGCCUUAAAAAAGAAAGAAAAAGAAGCUUCUCAAAAAUGGAACGAUCCUUGGACAAAAUCUGAACUAGAAUGUGAGAAACUUCACAUCCUUGACCAGUCUAAGGGCGAGGAACAUGACAGAUGGGCAGUGCACUUUGAUUCCUUAACGAGCCAUGCUGGCUCUCAAUCUCGGCUGGCCUGUCAGCGGACGCACCAACCCCUGGAGUCCUGUUGUGUCUCUCCUGACACUCAGGAGCUGGCUGAUGGCCACAGUGUUUACACACCUCCACUUGCCAUCCAGCUGGACCCUUCAGAAGAACAGAGAGCCAAACCUGUCACGGAUAUGACUGUGUCAUACAGUCAGAAAACAAACUUUCUCCGUUCUAUGACUGCGCUCUUGGACCCAGCACAGAUUGAGGAGCGGGAAAAACGCCGGCACAAACAAUUAGAGCAUCAGAAAGCAAUCAUGGCUCAGGUAGAAGAGAACCGCAGGAAGAAGCAACAGGAAGAAGAACAGAGAAAGAAGGAAGAGCAGGAAGAGGAGCAGCGCUUGGCUCGGGAACGGGAGGAGAUGCAGAGGCAAUACGAAGAGGACAUUCUGAAGCAGAAACAGAAAGAAGAAAUCAUGACUCUAAAGACAAACCAGCUGUUCCACACCAUGCAGCGCGCUCAGGAGUUGGCGCAGAGACUGAAGCAGGAGCAGAGGAUCCGAGAACUGACUCAGAAAGGACAUGACACAUCCAGGCUGAUUAAGAAUCUUGGCGCAAUAGUGGAUUAUAAGGCGUCCACUACCAUUUCCAGUUCAGGAAGAGAUGCUGAGGAGGCUGCUGAAGAAACCCGUGCAGCUACCCCUUCCACAAACUCUCCCAGGACGGACAUUGGCGUGCAGACAGAUGACUUAAAUUUGGGAAUUUUCAUCAAUGAGCUACAACACUGUGGAUCAUUAACAGAAAGGGGCACUAAAAACUUUUCUUCUCCAGAGAUUUCUACAGAGUUUAAUGGACAUACUAGCACUAAAAAAGACAAGCAAGAACUAAGUAUUGCUAAAGGCACUAAUUUAGACAAAGAAACCAGCUGGCAUAAUGGCCAGUGUAAUCAGUACAGAAGAACAGAGAAACAAACAAAACAUAGUAUGAAGAAAUGUCCUAAAAAGCCUGCUUGGAAUAUAAACAAGCCUCUGAAAAGGUAUGUCCCUGCAUCAGCAAGGUACCCCAUCCAUCUCCAAAAGGAGAAAGAAGAAAAAAAGUUAAGAAGGCAGAUGGAGCUGCUUCACUUACUAGAGAGAAACAACCCUGAGAACCUCUCCCAAAAUAGAGGCCCUUCCCCACAAGUUCUUGCACCAUCUCAUCGAGAAACUGAGUCAGAGAACAGGUUGCAGCUAAUCAAAAAGGCAGAAGAACCUCUGAAAACUUCAGAUAUUAAAGAAUGGUUCCAGUUAUCAGCAAUAAAGAGUAGAACUCAGCAAACUCAGACUGAUUCAGUACACUCGCCAUUAAAAAAUAGUGACUAUGAAAAAGAGAACCUGGCCUUAGGAGACGGUCAAACUCAGUUAUCAGAGGAGAUGUCUGAGACAACUCACUUCAUUCCCUAUGUUCGAACAAAUGAGAUCUAUUAUCUUGAUCCGGACGCACCUUUGUCUAGGCCAUCAACCCAAGAGAACCAAUACCAAAAAUCUCAUGACUGUGACCAACAACAAGAGCUAUUUAACUCUGACCAUACCAGGGAUCCACUUCUUAAUCCUAAAUUGGUGAAAAACAGGGAUCGACAGCAAGCUAUCCUUAAGGGGCUUUCAGAAUUAAGACAGGGUCUUCUCCAGAAACAAAAGGAGCUGGAAACGAAUCUCAUACCCUUAACUGCAAACCAAGAAGAUAAUUUUAGUUCUUCAUUUUAAAUAUGCUCACCACUCAACUGCAUUUUCCAAGCACCCAAUGAAAAACUUCACAUUAUGUAAG
This is a messenger RNA of Alexandromys fortis (reed vole), 4214 nucleotides long. It is a transcript of the gene Ccdc66, whose product is annotated as coiled-coil domain containing 66. Gene Ontology annotation, molecular function: microtubule binding. Gene Ontology annotation, cellular component: cilium; photoreceptor inner segment; microtubule. NCBI's taxonomy places the organism in Eukaryota, Metazoa, Chordata, Mammalia, Rodentia, Cricetidae. Gene Ontology annotation, biological process: cilium assembly. The transcript has 15 exons. The record is from RefSeq and is a predicted model, not a curated record. Bases 1559 to 4153 code for a protein of 864 amino acids.